This is a messenger RNA of Aspergillus brunneoviolaceus CBS 621.78, 540 nucleotides long. RefSeq lists its product as uncharacterized. The record is from RefSeq and is a predicted model, not a curated record. The transcript has a single exon. Bases 313 to 528 code for a protein of 71 amino acids. Lineage: Eukaryota; Fungi; Ascomycota; Eurotiomycetes; Eurotiales; Aspergillaceae.
CUUGUCCUGCCGCUAAGGGCCCGAGUAGCACUGGUCAAUGACGCAGCGCAUAAUUCUGGAAUAGGUUUUGUGUGGCCUGUGAGUGGUAGCAGAGAGGCAUAGGGCUGACAUCCAGACUGACAUAUCCGAGUUUCGUCCGGAUCAAGAAAAUUGUGGUCAGUAACUACUAAGUAGUUAUCAUGAUUCUCCAAAGGGGGAUAAUGUAUGCUCAAAAACGAUGCCUCUGCCUUUCAUCUCGUAUCAUGACCAUCUCGUGUGCCGGAAGCACCUGAACCGAAGGGACAUGAUACUAACUAGUCAGCUGCUGGUAACAUGACAUCUGAGCCACGGGAACGAGGCGACCAGGCAGUUCGGACAAUAGUAUCAGAUUGGGACAACGUUGGCUCUGUUCUCCAGACAAGGUUGACGGUUUCUUCCGACGGGGACGAAAAUAAUGAGGCUGCAAUUUUGGUUGGGGGUCUCACGUCACAGAUUUGGGAAGGGGAGGAGGGGAGUCGGAAACUAACGAGGAACCUUCAAGGGUUCUGAAGAUGCCGGAUC